This is a messenger RNA of Dioscorea cayenensis subsp. rotundata (Guinea yam), 887 nucleotides long. Its product is annotated as enoyl-CoA delta isomerase 1, peroxisomal-like. Lineage: Eukaryota; Viridiplantae; Streptophyta; Magnoliopsida; Dioscoreales; Dioscoreaceae. The record is from RefSeq and is a predicted model, not a curated record. Gene Ontology annotation, biological process: fatty acid beta-oxidation. Gene Ontology annotation, molecular function: enoyl-CoA hydratase activity; delta(3)-delta(2)-enoyl-CoA isomerase activity. Bases 140 to 868 code for a protein of 242 amino acids. The transcript has a single exon. Gene Ontology annotation, cellular component: peroxisome.
GGUUCCGUUGAAAUUUCUCAAAGUCCCGUUUGGAAUCCGAAAUGAGGUGGUCCCCAUCCAUCACCCUCCAACCAAACCAUUCAUUAUAUAAAAACACAAUCAAAUACAAGUUUCAUUUCAAACUUUUAGAAAGAAAGACAUGUGUACCUUAGAGAAGCGCGGUAGGGUGUACCUCCUCACCUUAACCGGUUCCGACGAGCACCGCCUCAAUCCAACGACCCUCGGAUCCAUCCGCUCCGCCAUCGCCCAAGUCCGCGCCGACUCCGGUGGCCGGGCCGCCGCCCUCGUCACCGCCGCCGAGGGGAAGUUCUUCUCCAACGGCUUAGACCUCGCCUGGGCCCGUGUCUCCCCGUCCGAUCGUACUCGUGAACUUGGCUCCGCCCUUCGAGCCACGAUCGCCGACCUCAUGUCCCUCCCCAUGCCUACCAUCGCCGCCGUCACCGGCCACGCCGCGGCCGGCGGCUUCAUCAUCGCCCGCGCGCACGACUACGUCGUGAUGCGCGGCGACCGGGGGUUUGUCUACAUGAGCGAGCUGGACAUCGGCGUGCCGAUCGCUAGGUAUGCGAUGUCGGUGUUGAGAUCGAGGAUCACGGAUGCGAGGGCUCUGAGAGAUUUGUUGCUGAGACCGGAGAAGAUGAAGGCGGGGGAGGCGGAGAGGAUGGGGGUGAUUGAUCGGGCGGUGGAGGGAGGGGCGGAGGAGACGGUGGCUGUGGCGGUGAGGAUGGCGGAGGAGAUGGCGGCGAAGGGUUGGGAUGAUAGUAUCUAUGCUUCGAUGCGGAAAGGGGCUUUUCCCCAGGUUUUUAGGGAUUUGGGAUUGGCCGAGGACACUGAUGAGGAUAUCUCCAGGGUUUUCAUUUCUAAGAUUUGAGGAACAAGAACGAAAUGAG